UGACCCGACUCGCUGCCAUGAGAGAAUUAAACAACAAACCACCGUCAGAAUGGGUGUCAGCAGAGAGAAGAGGGCUGCUUCUCUAUAUGGGGUCCUUGCUUUGUCCUGGGCCUUGUUUGGCAUCUCUUCAGGCAACCAAGCGGGUCUGGCCAGGAAGGUCCUCUUCUUCCCGUUUGAGACGGACUUCAGCUUCGUGGCACUGAUCCCACAGAAGGAAAUGGAGCUGCGGGCGUUCACCCUCUGCAUGCGCGUGGCCACCGAGCUCCAGGGCGAGCGCCAGAUCAUCCUGUUCGCCUACCGCACGCCGGACUACGACGAGCUCAACGUGUGGCGCGAGAAGGACGGACGCAUCGCCUUCUACCUGAGCGGCGACGGCGUCUUCUUCCAGCUGCCGCCCAUCAACACCUUCCGCACCAGCCUCUGCCUCACCUGGGAGUCCCGGACCGGCCUGGCAGCGUUCUGGGCGGACGGCAGGCGCAGCACCUACCAGGUGUAUAAGCCUGGCCACACAGUGCGCCCCAAAGGCACCGUCCUCAUCGGGCAGGACCCGGACAAGCACCUGGGCGACCUGGAGGCCACGCAGAGCUUCGUAGGGGAGCUGACCGACCUCAACAUGUGGGACUACGUGGCGUCCAGGAGCAUGAUUCAGGCCUGGCACUACGGCCACAGGGUGCCCAAGGGGAACAUCUUCGACUGGGCCAGCAUCGAGUACGAGCUGAACGGGAAUGUGAUGGUGGUGGACGACGACUGA
Lampris incognitus (smalleye Pacific opah) is the source of this 751-nucleotide messenger RNA. RefSeq names its product C-reactive protein 1 (gene crp1). The coding region runs from base 50 to 751 and encodes 233 amino acids. Lineage: Eukaryota; Metazoa; Chordata; Actinopteri; Lampriformes; Lampridae. The record is from RefSeq and is a predicted model, not a curated record. The transcript is spliced from 3 exons.